AUUAAAAAACCAAACAGAGUCUGUACUUGUACUUUAAGUCUAUCUUACACUGCUGAACUUUGGCAAGUCCAGAAUAACGAUUGACUUCUAGAUAACUAGAUGGCGGCUUCGUUUGCCAUGACAGUUUACGUUUACGUUAAGGAAAAGAAGCGAUGAAUGUAUAAGAAUAAUCUGAAUUAAUGUGAAAGAUCUUUUGAGAAUAUCGAAAUGGAUGAGGAUUCGCGUACUUUAUGGUGUGGAAAUCUUAGUGAUAGAGUGACGGAGGAAAUUUUGUAUGAACUAUUUCUACAGGGUGGCCCAAUACAAAAGGUGUCAAUACCCAAGGAUCGUAAUGGAAAACAAAGAACGUAUGGCUUUGUGACAUUUAAACAUAUUGAUUCAGUAGCAUAUGCAUUAGAUCUUUUUGAUGGUACAACAUUAUUCGAUCGCACACUAAGUAUGAAGAAAAGAAAUACCACUGAAAUGGCUCCAGUGCAUACACAAUCGCAAGAGCAGGCUCAUAAUCAUUUGCUUCAGUUAGGAAAUCAAAUGUUAUUAGGAAACCUUAUGCAGGACUUGAGAAUGCAAAUGUAUAAUGUAUAUGUGCCUCCAGGCAUAAUGUCAUAUCCUAGUCAGAUGAAUACUUAUCCAGGUAGUGACGAUAGGAGAUCACAAAGACCGUAUCCAUAUCAACGAGAGUAUGAACAGGACAGACAUUCUCAUAAUCGAAGUCAUAGGUCUCACAGAGAUAGGCAGCCUUCUGACAGGGGAAGUAAUUACUUUAGGCACAAUAAUAAUUCCAGAAGGGAUGGUCGAAAUUAAAACUGUUUUCAGUUUAUAAAAGCUAUAAGCAUAAGAAAUUAUUUUGUAAAAAUCAACAGACAAUGCAGGCUGAAAUAUAUUUUUAAUCUAA
Cephus cinctus (wheat stem sawfly) is the source of this 892-nucleotide messenger RNA. Its product is annotated as splicing regulator RBM11. The record is from RefSeq and is a predicted model, not a curated record. Gene Ontology annotation, biological process: regulation of alternative mRNA splicing, via spliceosome. Lineage: Eukaryota; Metazoa; Arthropoda; Insecta; Hymenoptera; Cephidae. Gene Ontology annotation, cellular component: nucleus. Gene Ontology annotation, molecular function: single-stranded RNA binding. The coding region runs from base 208 to 801 and encodes 197 amino acids. The transcript has 3 exons.